AUGAUUGCAUGGACAAGUGUUUGCCUGCUAUGUCUGGCAUGGACCCUCUGGCUGGAUCCAUCACAUGCCGCAGAUGUCAGGGAGGACUUCCUAGAGGAGCUCAGCGGCGUCUUCACCGACGCCAGCCAGAUCCAGGAUGGCGACACCAACCGUGACGUUCUAGAGUUUCGCAUCCGACGUGUGGAUGUCCCGGCAUUACAACCUGCUCUGGCUCUGUACUUUGUGGAGCUAAUCAAAGGACAGCCGUUCCGGCGAACUGUUUUGGGCGUGUCGCCCGCUGUCGGCAAGAAGCUUCUCGUGGUUCAGUAUAACAUUUCUGAGUCAAAAUACCCUAGCUCUAAGGAACUUGGCCCGGCUGACCUCUCGACAUUGACCCUUGACGACCUUGAGACUAGACCACAGUGCAACGCCAUCUUCCAGCUGCUGAUACCCACCGUCUACAGUGGAAACUGGGCAGACUGCCGCCAUCUUGUUGAAGGGGAGCACCCACUGUACCUGUUCACAAUCACCUGUAAAGGCAUAAAUUUAGAGCCGCCUGUAGGAGCUGCUGAGAAGUCAGCGAUUGUACCUUACGAGCUAAAGAGAGUUGUCGACAGCCCCCAGCUCACGAACAAGCGGCCCGCUGAUGUGUCCCCAUGUGACAGCCAACAGUAA
Messenger RNA from Candidula unifasciata, 654 nucleotides. Lineage: Eukaryota; Metazoa; Mollusca; Gastropoda; Stylommatophora; Geomitridae. The record is from the annotation of a GenBank genome assembly.